CUCUUUCCUCCUCUUUCCUCCCCUCCCAGCCUCCCUUUGAUGGUAUUGAUGAGGAGGAGUUGUUUCAGUCCAUCAUGGAGCAGAGUGUCUCCUAUCCCAAGAGUCUGUCCCGUGAGGCCGUCGCCAUCUGCAAGGGGCUCCUGACCAAGCACCCAGCGAAGCGACUGGGCGGAGGGGAGGAGGGGGAGAAAGAGAUACGGGAGCAUCCCUUCUUCCGUUGGAUGGACUGGGACCGACUGGAGAGAAUGGAGAUACAGCCUCCCUUCAAACCCAGAACUGGUGGGAAGAAAGGGGAGAACUUUGACAAGUUCUUCACGGCGGCUCCGUCCGUGCUGACACCCUCUGACCCUGACGUUCUGGCGGCCAUUGACCAGGAAGACUUCCUGGGCUUCUCCUUCAUUAACCCUGAGCUCGCCCCCCCGACCCUCACUGCCAUCUGAGGGGGGGCAGCUCUCUCUCUCCACCCACACUUUUUUGAAGGGCACAACUCUGUUUCGCUCUACUCUCCGCUCUUUCGGAGGGGGCAGCUCUCUGUAUUUUUAUCCUCUUCUCUUGGUCUGAAGGGAGCAGCUCUGUCUCUCUCUAUCCUCUCUGUUUGAGGGGGAGGGAGCAGCUCUGUCUCUCUCUAUCCUCUCUGUUUGAGGGGGGAGGGAGCAGCUCUGUCUCUCUCUAUCCUCUCUGUUUGAGGGGGAGGGAGCAGCUCUGUCUCUCUCUAUCCUCUCUGUUUGAGGGGGGAGGGAGCAGCUCUGUCUCUCUCUAUCCUCUCUGUUUGAGGGGGAGGGAGCAGCUCUGUCUCUCUCUAUCCUCUCUGUUUGAGGGGGAGGGAGCAGCUCUGUCUCUCUCUAUCCUCUCUGUUUGAGGGGGAGGGAGCAGCUCUGUCUCUCUCUAUCCUCUCUGUUUGAGGGGGGAGGGAGCAGCUCUGUCUCUCUCUAUCAUCUCUGUUUGAGGGGGGAGGGAGCAGCUCUGUCUCUCUCUAUCCUCUCUGUUUGAGGGGGGGGGGGAGCAGCUCUGUCUCUCUCUAUCCUCUCUGUUUAGGGGGAGGUAGCAGCUCUGUCUCUCUCUAUCGUCUCUGUUUGAGGGGGGAGGGAGCAGCUCUGUCUCUCUCUAUCAUCUCUGUUUGAGGGGGGAUGGAGAGCUCCCCCCACAUUCCCCUCACUGUCUAACAGUCAAUUUCUAAAGAAAAUAAGUUCAAAACAGAGAAUAGCACACAAUUUAAACACAAACAAUCAGUAUACACAACCUACAGAUAACUCUCCCUCUCUGCUAUACUCUAGAGCCUGGGUUCAUGGCUUAUUUUUCAGAGGAAAAUCUGUGUGAGGGCAGAUUAGCAGUAAAAGUCAAAUAACACAUUUAGUUGAUCCAAUGCAUACAAAACAACAUUACUUUUAUUUAAAGUUGAUGCAGUUAUUAGCAAACAGAUACUGUAAGAUGACACUGAAUCUGACUUAAAUCUAUAGUGAUUAUAAGGUAAAUGUAUUUUAUGACAUGGUAUCAUGCUAUUGUAGUAUCACUAUCAGAUGUAUUACAUAGAAAUACAGUUAGAGCUGUCUAUAUCCCAAAUGUAUAAUCUAUUACUUAUGAAAUUAAUUACCUCUGAUAUUAUGUGAAGCAGUAUUUCUUGUGUCAUGUAAUAUCAUAUUGUGUUCUAUUACAUUGUUCUAUUAUAUUAUUACCAAAAAUUGCUCCUUGUUUUGUGUUUCCAAUUUAACUUCAAUUCAUUGAUGAUAUAAUUGUGAUAUAUAGCUAGAAACCUAGAAGAUGGGUAAAAAAUCAAAUCAAUCAUUAUAUAUUACUGCUUGAAGAAAAGUUGCUCCUAAUCAGUGAUCUGGGAUCAGAUUCCCCUACCUACCCCCAGUCCUAACUUUAACCAUUAGACCUGAGGUGAAUGGUAACCAUUCAUGAAAAUGAAACCAUCUAACCCUGUGUUCUGCGGUUAAGGGUGACUUUAACUAACUACAUGAUUACUUACUCUCCCAUCUCCAUCAACAAAUAAAAUAUUUUCCACCAGAUAUGAAGACUA
This is a messenger RNA of Salvelinus fontinalis (brook trout), 2020 nucleotides long. RefSeq names its product protein kinase C gamma type-like. The record is from RefSeq and is a predicted model, not a curated record. The coding region runs from base 75 to 440 and encodes 121 amino acids. Gene Ontology annotation, biological process: protein phosphorylation. Gene Ontology annotation, molecular function: protein serine/threonine kinase activity; ATP binding. Lineage: Eukaryota; Metazoa; Chordata; Actinopteri; Salmoniformes; Salmonidae. The transcript has 3 exons.